UUUUGACUGGUAGUGUAUAUUUAUUCCUUCCCAGGCGGAAUGAAGUCCAGUCUGCGUAAUGUUACAUCUGACUCCACGUCUGACCCCAACCUCAUCCGCUUCCGGACCUUAAGUCAUGCGACACAGCUCAACCCACUGGACAACAGGCCGGACCCCCUGGUGGCCCUCUCGUCUGCGGAGAUUGACAUCAUCGCCCCCUGUAAACUGAUGGACCGCACACACGGGGUCACUAAGAAAGUCACUCAGGUCCUCUCACUAGGCCCAGAUGUCCUACCAGAGUACAAGCUCCAGACCCCCCGCAUCCAUAAAUGGACCAUCCUGCACUAUAGCCCCUUCAAGGCGGUGUGGGACUGGGUCAUCCUGCUCCUGGUCAUCUACACAGCCAUCUUCACCCCCUACUCAGCGGCCUUUCUCCUCAGUGACCAGGAGGAGGCGGCCAUGCAGACCUGUGGUUACUGCUCUCCACUGAACGUGGUGGACCUCAUAGUGGACAUCAUGUUCAUCGUUGACAUCGUCAUCAACUUCAGGACGACAUACGUCAACACCAACGAUGAGGUGGUCAGCCAGUCGCAGCGGAUUGCCGUGCACUACUUCAAAGGGUGGUUCCUCAUAGACAUGGUGGCGGCUAUCCCCUUUGACCUGCUCAUAUACCGCUCUGGAGAAGAGACAACAACCCUGAUUGGCCUGUUGAAGACUGCUCGGCUGCUGCGAUUGGUGCGCGUAGCUCGGAAGCUGGAUAGAUACUCUGAGUACGGAGCGGCUGUCCUCUUCCUCCUCAUGUGCACCUUUGCCCUCAUCGCUCAUUGGCUGGCCUGUAUCUGGUACGCAAUUGGUAACGUGGAGCGUGCAGGAGCAGCCCGGAUUGGCUGGUUGGACUCUCUGGGGGACCAUCUCGGAAAGCCCUACAAUCAGACUAUACCAGGGUCAGGUCCCUCCAUCAGGGACAAAUAUGUCACAGCACUCUACUUUACCUUCAGUAGUCUGACCAGCGUGGGCUUUGGGAACGUCUCCCCUAACACCAACUCUGAGAAGAUCUUCUCUAUUUGUGUAAUGCUCAUCGGCUCUCUCAUGUAUGCCAGCAUUUUUGGUAACGUGUCCGCCAUCAUCCAGCGGCUGUACUCCGGCACGGCUCGCUACCACACCCAGAUGCUGCGGGUUCGAGAGUUCAUCCGCUUCCACCAGAUCCCCAACCCACUGAGGCAGCGGCUGGAGGAGUACUUCCAACAUGCCUGGUCUUACACUAACGGCAUUGAUAUGAAUGCUGUGCUGAAGGGCUUCCCAGAGUGCUUACAGGCUGAUAUCUGCCUGCACCUCAACCGCACCCUGCUGCAGAACUGUAAGGCCUUCAAGGGCUCAACUAAGGGCUGCCUGCGAGCCCUGGCCAUGAGGUUUAAGACCACCCAUGCCCCGCCGGGCGACACCCUGGUCCAUGCCGGUGACGUCAUCUCAGCCCUCUACUUCAUCUCCCGUGGCUCCAUAGAGAUCCUGAGAGGGGAUGUGGUGGUGGCCAUCCUGGGUAAGAAUGACAUCUUUGGAGAGCCCAUUAACUUGUAUGCCCGUCCAGGGAAGUCCAAUGCAGAUGUGAGGGCUCUGACCUACUGUGACCUCAAUAAGAUCCACAGGGAGGACAUGCUGGAGGUGCUGGACAUGUAUCCUGAGUUCUCUGACUAUUUCUGGGGGAACCUGGAGAUCACGUUCAACCUUCGGGAUGCUGCCACGGUAGCUGGCUCAAUAAGCAGUGAGGACUCUGAUCAUUGUGGAGUCAGCUGUCGUAUUCGCAGACAAAAACUGUCCCUCAGUCGCAGCUUGGACAGAGAUGCAGGGAAGACCAAUCCAUCCCAGAGACAUGUCCGCAGGGCCAGAGGCCAGAGCUCCAGAGCCCAGGGAGAUGGGCAGAACACAGAGUCUGAGGGCCUGAUGAGCUCAGCCUAUUCUCCUUCCUACUCCAGUGAAGAUGAGGAGUCAGUGUUAACCAGCCCUGUACAACCAACUUCACUAGUGGGGAUCCCCCAUAGUCAGACCACCAUCCUCAAUAUCAGCAGUGCUGUGGAGGAUGAGAUGAACCAGAAGACUGGCAAUACCUGCAAUCCUCUCUCAGGGGCUUUCUCAGGCGUCUCCAACAUCUUCCGUUUCUGGGGGGAGAGCCACGAGCAGCAGCAGUAUCAGGAGGUGCCCUGCCACUGCCUCCCCUCCCCUCCUCCUCCCCCUCUCCACGCCGUCCUGAGCAACAUUAGCCAACGGCAGUGCAGCGAGCUGGAGAACAGGCUGGACCUGCUGCAGAGACAGCUCAACAGGAUGGAGUCACGGAUGUCCACAGACAUCAGGGCCAUCAUGCAGCUGCUCCAGAGACAGAUGGUGCUGGUGCCCCCGGCCUACAGCACAGUGUCCUCCGUCCCUGAACCGUCCCCAUCCCUCACCCCGAGACCUGCAGACUCAGAGACCCUGGCCUCCCUCUCACAGUUCUUGGUCAACACAGAUUUUGACUACAGCCUUUCCAAGUCCUGUGAGUCUCUCCACAGUGCAGUGGAGCUAUGUCUUCUGGAGCCUACCCCAGUCCUGGAGCCAACCCCAGCCCUAGACACUCUCCCCGAGACUCAGCCUCUUGGCAACAGCAUCCACCCAGAUCAUCACGCCCUGGGCUUGUCCAUCCAUACAGAUCCUGAGCCCUUAAGCCUGGUCAACCAUGGGAACUUCUCAGAGUCCGGGCCAGGGACAGGAUUGGCCCAGUCAGACCCCUCGGAGGGCCGGCGGAGGCUCUCGCUGCCAGGGAAACGCACAGCUCUGGACCUGGAGAGCCCCUGGGCUACUGCACACAGAUACAGCUCUGACCCUGGGAGUUAGGGAACAUACAGUGUAUGUGUGACACUAACAGUCUCACUGCUUAUGGAAAUGGAGUCAUAAGAGGUACUCAAACAAAAACCUAUCCAAACUGCUUCCCUCUCUGCCCCUGAAAUACAGUAUCUUGGGGAUGGAUAAAAUGAUUUUAUGGUAAUAAAAGUCCUCAAAGCAUCGCUUUUCACAGAUGUAUACUACCAUUUGCAGUGUUGUGUAUAUGGAAACAUCUUUGUCUUUGUUAGUCAAUAUCUGGCUCUACUGUAUAUGUCCUUGUUGUCACCAUGUAUGGGUUAACUGGAGUGUAAGCUGACUAACAGAACUUUCUGUUCUGUCUUGUGGAGUUGUGAUGGGAGAGCUGCUGCUAAUUUUCUUUAGUCUACUGAUGUUGCUCUACCGACUGUCCGGCUCAAUGGGUAACGGCAAUGAAUUCUGGGAUCCAUAUCAAAUUCUUAAAUUACUGAACUGAAUUAGCAAGCAAUAUGCAAACUGUAAAACAUUUAUGUUCUGUUAUCAUGGUGUAAAUUGUGUGGGAUCCUCACUCCUUGAGUUAGUCUAGAUGUUGAACGAGAUGGCGUGCGCGCUGAAUGACAUAAUAUCCAAUCCGAGGCCAGCAGAGGAUCACAGAAUUAUGAUCUAAUCUACUGAAUUAAGUAUCUGUCAGACCACAGCAAUAUUCCAAGAUGCAGGCGUGCCACCUGGGCCUCAAUUCCCCUCCCUUCUCUCUCUGACUGCAGAAGAACACCUACUCAGUUACCACAGUGACUACACUCAGUUACUGUAACAGCAACGCCAAGUGUAAUGCCACUGUUAGAAUGACAAUAUUUACACAUUUUAGAGCAGGACCUGUAUGUGGUACAACAUUUUAGUCUAGGUUGUAGCUCUUGUUUGAUAAAAUAUUUAGAUUUGAAUGAUUUCUUGGAAAUGUAUUUGUAUAUAUUUAAAGAACAUAUCAUUAUGGAUUAUUGCUUAAUUGUCAUUCUGAAUAGUACCAUUAGCCUACCUAGACUGUUAUAGUGUGUUACUGUCCGGUUCUGGGAAAUGGAUUACUGCAGAAAAAGUAGCUUGUUGUGUAGGGAUAUAAUGUAAAAAUCUGAUCUGUUGCAGGUUUGGGCCAGGGUACAGUAUUUAUUGAUUCAGUUGAAUAGAGUUACUGUGUAGUUUGAUGUAUCUUUGAUAAUUAACA
Coregonus clupeaformis (lake whitefish) is the source of this 4018-nucleotide messenger RNA. Its product is annotated as potassium voltage-gated channel subfamily H member 2. The record is from RefSeq and is a predicted model, not a curated record. The coding region runs from base 40 to 2841 and encodes 933 amino acids. The transcript has 11 exons. Gene Ontology annotation, molecular function: inward rectifier potassium channel activity. NCBI's taxonomy places the organism in Eukaryota, Metazoa, Chordata, Actinopteri, Salmoniformes, Salmonidae. Gene Ontology annotation, cellular component: membrane. Gene Ontology annotation, biological process: membrane repolarization during action potential; potassium ion transmembrane transport; regulation of heart rate by cardiac conduction.